CACACCUCCACUCUCUCUCUCUCUAAAAUCUAUAUGCAAUGCAACAGGCAGUCCCAUACAGAACUUGGGUUCCUUCCUCCACCAGCGCCUCCAACUCCGGCGAGUCUAGGACAAAGCUGGUGGCGGAGAAUGCAGUGAUAGUGUUUGGGCGUCGUGGGUGUUGCAUGUGCCAUGUUGUGAAGCGGUUGCUGUUGGGGCUGGGAGUCAACCCUCCUGUGGUGGAGGUGGAGGAGAGUGAAGAGGCGGCGGCGAUCGACGAACUCUCCAGAAUUGGCGGCGUAGGUGUGGAGUUUCCGGCGGUGUUUGUGGGUGGGAAGUUUUUUGGUGGGCUGGAAAGAGUUGUGGGUAGUCAUAUUUCUGGUGAAUUGGUUCCCAUUUUGAAACAAGCUGGUGCUCUUUGGCUUUGACUCGCCACCCUUCUAACCACUCUCUCUCUCUCUCUUUCGUUUGGACUUGAAGUUUUGGAGAGAGGAAUGCAAAUAGGGUUUUUUUUUAUUUUUUAUUUUCUUUUCCCUUGUAAUACAGUGUUUGGAAUUGAAGCAGUUGAAAUGACUUGUGAGCAUGUUUUUGUUCAGUACAUAAAUAACAAUGGAAAAUUACAUCGGUAUUUCUUAAA
Messenger RNA from Camellia sinensis, 616 nucleotides. RefSeq names its product glutaredoxin-C9. NCBI's taxonomy places the organism in Eukaryota, Viridiplantae, Streptophyta, Magnoliopsida, Ericales, Theaceae. The record is from RefSeq and is a predicted model, not a curated record.